Molecule: messenger RNA, 1375 nt
Organism: Rubroshorea leprosula
Lineage: Eukaryota; Viridiplantae; Streptophyta; Magnoliopsida; Malvales; Dipterocarpaceae
Source: the annotation of a GenBank genome assembly
CACCUGUAGUUCUCCUCCUCCAUUUCCCUGGUUAAAGUUUCAAUCUUUUUCACUUCCCCUGUUCUAGGUUUCAAUGGCGGUUUCUGGGUUUGAAGGGUUUGAGAAACGCUUGGAGCUCCAUUUCUUUGGGGAUGACCCGGUGAAGAUGGGUCUCCGGUUGAUGGAUUUUGGGUCAUUAGAGGAAGUAUUGCAUGCGGUGCAAUGCACCAUAGUCUCUGCUGUGGGGAACCGUUUCUUUGAUGCGUACGUUCUAUCAGAAUCAAGCCUCUUCGUUUACCCCACCAAGAUCAUCAUCAAGACCUGUGGCACCACCCAGCUGUUGAAAUCCAUCCGUCCAUUGAUCCAUCAUGCUCGGAAGCUGGGGCUCACCCUGUGCGGGUGCAGGUACACCCGCGGCAGCUUCAUCUUCCCCAAGUCGCAGCCUUUCCCCCACACCAGUUUCAAGGAAGAAGUUAUUUACAUCGAAGAAACUCUCCCCGCUCACCUCUGCUUCCGCAAAGCCGCCAUCAUGCCGUCGAAGCUUCCCUCGCACUCGUGGCACGUCUUCUCUGCCGGCGAUGAAACCCACUACCCCUCCGAUGUUCCGUAUACUGUGGAAGUCUGCAUGACCGAGCUCGAUCGGGUUCUCGCCAGGAAGUUCUUCCGCCGACCCGGGGAUGGGAAGAACGGCGACUCUGCGGGAAAGGACAUGACCCAGGUCACCGGCAUUGACAAUAUAAACCCGGGCUCAAUCAUCUGCGAUUUCGCUUUCGACCCGUGCGGAUACUCCAUGAACGGCAUUGACGGCGAUCGUUACUCCACGAUUCAUGUCACCCCGGAGGACGGCUACAGCUACGCGAGCUUCGAGUGCGUGGGGUCAUUUUACGACGACAGCGACGACAUCAUACAAGUCUUGAAGAAGGCAGUUCAAGUCUUCCGGCCAGCGACUCUAUCAGUCUCAACUACGUGCACCAGCCACGAUGUCUGGACGCGAGUGGCCCGAGCCCUGGAGCCAGUCGGGUUGAAGUGUAGGAGCUGCGUAAUGGACGAGUUUCCAGCGGCGGGAAGCAUAGUGUUUCAGACAUUCACUACUCGCCGGAAGUAUACCGGUAAAGAAAACGACGACGAUCGUGGAGGUAGAUAAUCUCGGGGGGGGAGGGGAUGCCGGAGGGUGAGAGAGGGGUUAAAAUUAAAUUAAAUUAAACACUGAAAUGAAAAAAGGGAUAAUUAGGAGAAAUUAAGUGUAAGCAAAUUUUUAGUGUGACGAGGACGCGAUGAUGAUGUGGAGGGAUGUAAUUGGUUGAGAAAGGUGAUGAAUGUGGGGUUGACCUGGGUAGAGAGAUGAUCAUGAUAAUGCAUCCCACUUAGGCAUGUCACGCCUAAGAUUUUUGAGGUU